Cyphellophora attinorum is the source of this 1191-nucleotide messenger RNA. RefSeq lists its product as uncharacterized. The record is from RefSeq and is a predicted model, not a curated record. Bases 1 to 1191 code for a protein of 396 amino acids. The transcript is spliced from 4 exons. Lineage: Eukaryota; Fungi; Ascomycota; Eurotiomycetes; Chaetothyriales; Cyphellophoraceae.
AUGCCUAUACAGUGCACCUACGCCGAUGUGUCAAACGAUCAGGAGAGUUCUGUGAGCAGCUUAGGCCGAUGCAGUACUGUCGGCGCGGUGCCAGAAUCUGCAGUACUCGAAAUCCCUGCUGAGUCUGAGGGCUUCUCGCCACCUACGCCAUGGUCUUCUUUCGAGGACGACAACUUCCCUUCACGAGCUCCUCGGCGGAAACGACGCGUUCAGCGGUCGAAACUUGCCAGCGAACCUAAAACUUAUCCUGCUCCUCGGAAACUUAUGGACCUGCCACCAGAGAUACUGCACAUGAUCUUCCGAAUAGUGUCCUACGCACCACAACUGCGCGUUCGAUUCCUCAAACGCUCUAGAACAUUGAUAAUACCCCAUCCACAUUCCAUUCUGGUGUCACGAAAGUUUUUCGAGUACUCCAAGGCCGCUAAAGCUGACGUGCUAUCGCAAGCAAUGGUUGUUCUCCGCGAGGAGGACUUCGGACACGAAAGAUACCUCCCAAUCAACUUUCACCCGGAUUUUGGCCUCAUACAGAAUCUGACUGCCCAGCACUGCUGGAGUGACAGUUCCAUCAAGAACCUGAAAGUCCUGUUCGCCUCCGCACUACGACUGCGUACAGUCACUGUAGAGGGGCCCUCAAUCUCAGCGUCGGGGAACUUUCAGCAGUGGACUUCAAUCAGCCACGAUGCCCACGGCGACUGGAAUUGGUUCACUGCCGUGCCUGGGCCCAAUUUCCAACAAGACAUCAAGCGGGAAGUCGAGGACAAUUUGCUCAGAGCCCUCCAUCCUAGGCUCAUUUAUGAACAUUCUGCAGCUGCUGUUGCUCUCGAGGCAUGGCUGUCCCGGGGCAAGGAGUUCGAGCUCCGAUUGAAAUUCAACGUGCGCGGAUGCAAGUACUUUCGGACUCCUCAGCGGCCACCUUGGAGGUACAAGGACCGGCAUCUCUGGGAUGUCACCUUUAGUACUCAUGAACAAUACCUCAAGAUCGGACCAGGCGAAGGCAACCACAUUCGCGAACGAGGCGAGCAGGAAUCCGAUAUCACUACAGAUCCAGCUCUCUUCGACAGACUUUGCGACAGCUCCGCCUGCCUGGAAUUGCUCGAUAAGAUUAGGAACAAUUAUGAUGUGGAACGUCCAGCCUGGGAUAACAUUUUCGAAGGUAUGCACUUGCACGACUAUAGCUUCUACGCCAAGUAG